Messenger RNA from Thrips palmi, 729 nucleotides. RefSeq lists its product as uncharacterized. The transcript has a single exon. NCBI's taxonomy places the organism in Eukaryota, Metazoa, Arthropoda, Insecta, Thysanoptera, Thripidae. Gene Ontology annotation, molecular function: 3'-5'-DNA exonuclease activity; nucleic acid binding. Bases 1 to 729 code for a protein of 242 amino acids. The record is from RefSeq and is a predicted model, not a curated record. Gene Ontology annotation, biological process: DNA catabolic process. Gene Ontology annotation, cellular component: cytoplasm.
AUGGGCUCGCUAUCGCUCGCCAAAAACCAAUCAACAUGGAAGGAGAUCUCAGCAAAUAGUCAUGAAGGCUUCUCAUAUGUCAGCGGGAUGUCUAAUGUGAUGGAACGAGCAGCAGCUGCAGCAGAGGCAGUGACACAUGGUGCUUGGAUGCCAGAGCCAGCAGCACUCCAACCUGAUUGCAAGUUCGUCACCGUGGACAUAGAAACAGGUGGCUUUGCUGCCACAGAUGAAGUUAUUCAGUUGGCAGCAAAGUGUGGCGAUGAAGAGUUUUCCGUCUUUAUCUGCCCCACCAAAAAAUUUCACCCUAAAGCCACAGAGGCCACAGGUUUCAAACUUCAAAAUGGACAGUUGUUUCGAAGGAAUCGGUGCAUUCCGACAGUGCCAGUAGCUGAAGCCUGCAGAAAGUUUCUCGACUUCUUAUCCAGUUGUGGAGAUCAGAUCAUCAUUGUUGGUCACAAUAUUAUCAGGUUUGAUUUUCCUCGAAUUUUAAAACUCUUGCGGCAGCAUGGUUUGGCCAAAGAAUUUUUGAACUUGGUGUUUGGAAUGACAGAUACAAUGCCACUACUGAAACAAGGUAAAAUGAGUAAACAAGAACAUUUGGCAGAUAAAUAUUUGACUGCUGAUGAGUGGCAACCAUAUAUAAGGGGUGCCCAUGACGCUCUGAUUGAUUGCAAGUUAUUAGAUGGGUUGUUGGCUCACUUCAAAGUGACAGAAGCAAAAUUGAAUUAG